CCGACUCUUUUCGCAAAAGCAACAAUCACCUGAUCAUCGUUCUCUAUCUACUUUAUAUUCAGCAAUGGUCAACGAAGCCAACACACCCCCCACAAACAGGCUGCACCACGAUGACGACCGUGAGGAGACGGAGGAUGGCGGCCAGCGGAGAGUCAAGCGGCGGACAGGGCCCUUCAAACGGUCCAGAACAGGGUGUGGAACAUGUAAAAGACGAGGCAAGAAAUGCGACGAAGAGUGGACGUCCGACGGGCAUUGUCAGCGCUGUAUUAUAGGCCAGUUUGAGUGUACCGGGCGAACUCUGGUCGAGUCGAAGAAGAAGAAGCGACCCGACAACGCCCCAUCUCCUACUCGCAACGCCUCGCCGUCACCGACACAAGCCUGGCAGGAAGAAGAACGAGAGCCGGGGACGAGCCUCAGUGGGGGAAGCAUUGCUGCUCUCCCACCGAACGCUCUGCUAUCGGGGUCCAUGCAGUCAAACCCUUCCAACCACUCGAUAUCCCCACACAACUCUUUUACCCAGCCAACACCUCCUAGCAAUUCGCUCAACAAUACCGCCUUCACAUCCCAUACCAGCGCCCACGCAUCCUCCUCCGGCGCGCCGAGCAAGACCGCCCAGGCUUCGGCAACUGCCAAUGUCAAUUUCGCAUGGUACAAUGUCAACCAUGCGCCUUCCCCUGCUCCGCACCACGACCCCUCCUCCUUCCUGUCACUUGCCCAGCCGGCGGUUCUUCGUCACAACCCGCGGGGAGCGCGAUGGACUGGGCAGCCAUCUUUGGAGGCGCAGCGGCGGGGGGGUCGGGAGAUGGUAGUUUUUUGGCGACGACAGAGUGUGGGGCGCUGGCUUUUGACCCGGCACUAGCGUGGGGGAAGAGUGGGGAAGCGACGCCGAAUGAGUUGUGGGAUCCGGCGUUCUUUGGGUCGUUGAUGGGUCCCGGAGCGGUCAGAUUCUCGAGGAAUGGUGUAUCCCUGGCGGAGAUCUACGCCCGAGUAAUCGAAUCAUGGCUCGUGGGUAUCCCCUCCGACACUCGCGAAUACGUGCGCGCCCGUCUCCUUGCCCUCAACGACUCGUCCAACACCCUGCGAAACGUCAAAUACGCCGUCGCAGCAUCCUACAUUGCUCUUCUGUCUUCUUCCUCGGCACAGUACUAUCCCAGAUGCCGUCUCUCGGACUUGUGUCGAAAAGCAACGGGGAUAGUCGAACCGCCGUACGAACUUCUCGGCGACAAUACGCCGGAUCCUAUGGGGAAUGUCGACAUCAACUCCUCGCGCCGGGGAGAUAGGAGGAGAGGGGAGGGAAAGGAAGCGCCGUAUGAGGCAGGGCAGAUCAGCCAGAGGAUGAAGGACUAUGCGGAAGGUGUGACGGCAGUGGUGGAUGCAGAUGUAGAUACUAGCAAGUGGGUGGAAGAUGCGUUGAGGACUUUGAGGGAUGUGGUGGUUGUAGAUGAGGCUCAUCUUUCGGAUCUGCUUUGGGGCGUCAUCGACUUGCAGUUUAUGGAGUUUGUUCGGAGCGGCGCCAAGAGGUCAUACGCCCAUCUCGCCCUCGGUGAUCGACUGGUCCGCUCCGCUCUCGGCUCGCAUCAUCCCGGCAUCACACUCAAGAGUCUCAAUACGCCCGAGCAAUUGUCGUUGAGGUUGUUUGCGGUUGCAGAUCUUGGGCGGUGUAUUGUUGAGAGAGGUAGACGGACUAUCUUCAAUUUCUGGUCCGAUCACCCCAGUGGAAGCCCCUCCUCGCUCGAUGAAACGUCUCCGAAUCUCUGGGCCGUGGUUCAUCCGUAA
This is a messenger RNA of Cryptococcus amylolentus CBS 6039, 1776 nucleotides long. RefSeq lists its product as hypothetical. The record is from RefSeq and is a predicted model, not a curated record. NCBI's taxonomy places the organism in Eukaryota, Fungi, Basidiomycota, Tremellomycetes, Tremellales, Cryptococcaceae. The transcript has 6 exons. The coding region runs from base 646 to 1776 and encodes 376 amino acids.